AUGAGCGUGCAAACGCAGAGGAAGUCGAAGGUUCUCAGUCGUAAAGAGGUAGAAGGCCUCAUCGCCAAUGGCCGGUCGAUUGUCAUAGUGGACGGUAAGGUCUUAAAGGUCGAUGCAUGGCUACCAUAUCACCCUGGCGGGGAUAAAGCCAUUCGACAUAUGAUCGGACGAGACGCUACGGAUGAGGUUACUCGUUUCCACUCCUCGCAGACACUCGAACUCAUGAACCGCUACCAGAUCGGCCGUGUCGAGGCACAAUGGACGAACUUCCUGCCGCCUAUACAAGGAGGAAAGUUCAGGACACAGGAGGAAUUAGAGAGACUAUCCGCCGAAGCUUACACCGAGUCGUGUUCGUCUUCAGAGCAAGAUACUACAAGUUCGUCGUCCUCGGCGGAACACAGCCCUAUCUUCGAACCCGUAGAUCGAUCUACCUCCACCACGCGCAAACGAAACGCGAGCAACCUGCCUCGGGCAUCAUCAAGCUCUUCGAUUUCCUCGGUUGGCCUCGAUGAUGCUGCAAAGCCCGCGACCAUGUCCGUGUUAGACAGGCGCACACAACAAGAGCUGGACUUUGAUAAGGCCAAAUAUCCGUCUCUAGAUGCGCAAACACAAAACAGCAUCACACAAAAAUAUCGCGAGUUGCAAGACCGCAUCGAAUCUGAAGGGCUGUACAAGUGCAACUACGCUUCGUACGGCAUCGAGUGCCUCCGCUACGGGGUUUUUCUCUGCACGUUUCUCUACAUGCUCCAUGCCGGGUGGUACAUCUCCAGCGCUGUGCCCCUAGCCUGCUUGUGGCACCAAUUGACUUUCACCGUCCAUGAUGCUGGGCACAUGGGCGUCACUCACGACUUUACGACCGAUACGACCAUCGCCAUGUUCAUCGCAUCCUACAUGGGUGGGCUGAGCGCCUGCUGGUGGAAAUACAACCACAACGUUCACCACCUUGUUACGAAUCACCCAGAGCACGACCCAGACAUUCAAUACAUACCCUUCUUCGCUAUCACGCAUCGCUUUCUCGAAAGUCUCACGACAACAUACUACGAAUGGGUCAUGCAUUACGACGCGUUUGCGAAGGCAUUAAUACCCAUUCAGCAAUACACGUACUAUCCCAUCAUGCUUUUCGCACGCUUCAACCUCUAUAGGCUCUCUUGGGUAUUUCUCCUUAGCGGCACGGGUCCAAAGAAGGGUCCAGCGUGGUGGCACCGCUACUUCGAGCUUGUGGGCAUCUCUUUUUUCUGGACGUGGUUCGGCUACGGAGUUGUGUACAGAUCUAUUCCGGACAACUUCAGUCGCUUCUGGUUCGUUCUCAUCAGCCACGCGCUGACGUCACCCCUGCAUAUUCAGAUCACGCUCUCCCACUUCGCGAUGAGCACCGCUGAUCUUGGUGUCCACGAGUCUUUUGCUCAGAAGAUGCUGCGCACAACUAUGGAUGUAGACUGUCCACAGUGGUUGGAUUUCUUCCACGGCGGUCUGCAGUUCCAGGCAAUCCAUCACUUGUUCCCUAGGAUUCCUAGGCACAAUCUUAGGAGGACACAGAAGCUUGUACAAGAGUUUUGUAACGAGGUCGAUAUACCUUACGCUCUGUAUGGCUUUGUGGAUGGAAAUAAGCGUGUAAUUGGAAGACUGGCAGAUGUGGGAAGGCAGGCUUCGAUCCUCGCUGAAUGCCAGAGAGCAAUAGCUGCUGAAGGUGAUUACGGCUUGCACUAG
This is a messenger RNA of Dothidotthia symphoricarpi CBS 119687, 1707 nucleotides long. Its product is annotated as fatty acid desaturase. Gene Ontology annotation, cellular component: membrane. The transcript has 2 exons. Gene Ontology annotation, molecular function: oxidoreductase activity, acting on paired donors, with oxidation of a pair of donors resulting in the reduction of molecular oxygen to two molecules of water. Lineage: Eukaryota; Fungi; Ascomycota; Dothideomycetes; Pleosporales; Dothidotthiaceae. The coding region runs from base 1 to 1707 and encodes 568 amino acids. Gene Ontology annotation, biological process: lipid metabolic process. The record is from RefSeq and is a predicted model, not a curated record.